UGAAAUGCAAAUGCCAGUAAAGGACUUGCUGCUGUGUGGAUGAAAUAACAGCAACAUCACUACGGCAACAGUUACAGACACAUAUACACACAAAGAUACGGUCAUAAACAAAACAAAGCACUCAUAUAUGCUCAGCCCGUACGUCAGGUCAACCUGACACUAUGUAAUUGCUCAGUUUAUAGUCAAGAUCUGUGCUGUGAAUGAACAAAGCAGCGAGGCGGCUGAUCUGAGUGAUGUCUAAUUUCUAUUUUCAUAUGCAGCAACAUUCACCAGUGAUUCACAGGAACAGAUUUGCAUGCUGCGUAUUUUUAUUUCCUCUGUAAGGACCCUGAUCAUAUCAUUCUGCUCUGAAGCUGAGAGGAAUGCAACAGUAUCCAUCUCCGCUGGGCCUCUACAACCAUGUUUGGCUCUGCUGAUCUGAAGCUGUGCGGCACCGCCCUCCUGCUGGUCCUGGGAUCGCUCGCCAACAUCUUUAACCUCGUGGUCAUGCUGGUGCAGCAGUGGAGGUCCGGAUGUGUGAAAACCGUGGCCGUCAUCAUCUGCUUCAUCUCGCUGGGCAACGUCCUGCUGCAGAUCUCCACCUUCGUCCUCGUGGCCUCGGUCUGGGCUGGGGUGCUCUGCUGGCCGGACUUACCUUUCUUCUUCUGUGUCGUCCUGUUCGUGUGGCUCAGCAGCAGCUCCGUCAGUUUCUGGUCCGUGGCCUGGCUGAGCGUCUUCUACUGCAUGAGGGUUCUGAGCUUCUCUUCAGUUAUAUUCAGAGCGCUGAGAAACAUCUCGAUCAUCCUGAACGUCUUCCUGGGUGUGACCUUACUGACCUCCUGCGUGAUGUUCACCCCUUUCUUCUACCUCAAAUCCCAAAGCAAAACUCUUGUUCCAAAAAACAUGACAGAAAGAGCUUCUUGUGUCAUCAGGAAGCCCCUGUUUCCUGCCUGGGUCGUCGUCAACGUCUAUGUGGUCAUCUUCAUCUGCUACCUCGCCCUGAUGCCCUUGAUGAUCAUGCUCCCCACUUCACUGAGGCUGGUCGUCUACCUCUGCAAACACAGCUUGUCCAUGCGGAAGCAGCAGAGCGGUUCUCACGCUGCAGAGUCGUACCUGCUCGUCUGCAGGCUGACGGUCGCUCUGGUAUGGGUUUACCUCACCACGCUGCUCACCAUCUCCCUCUACUACUUCCAUGCGAUCUUCGCCUCUGGGCUGAGCGCGGACAUGCUCUUCCUUGGCUUGUCUUUUUAUUGCACGGCUUCUGCGAUCCUCCUCACCUGCUCCAACAAGAACCUGAGAGAGAAGCUCAGAGUGCUGAUCUGCAGCGGGACGAACACGAACACAUCGGCCCGGAGUGCUGAAGAUAAGAGUGGAGUUUGACUGAGUUUUACUUGAGUGACAUAUACAGCAUUCGGCAUACUCUCUAAUUAUCUUCACACUCUGUACUAUGGAUUAUGUCCUGUACGGCUCUAACUCUUCACUUAUCUGAAACAGGGUUUUACUGAUUUAAGCUGUGUUCACAUCGUAUGGGACGGACAGCAGAGUUGGUACUGGGCGCCGACAAGCUGUUGAACAGGAGCCUGUGACAUCACUGGAUGUUUAUUUGAACAUCUGUAUCCCAGUUAUGAGGCUUAUCCCAGUUUUAAUCAACAUACCCAUGUAUAUGAUAAAUACUAUAGUAUCCCGAACUUUGAAAUCAUUAAUCUGACAUUCCUGUAAUCUUUAACCUUCAAUUCAUUUGACCACAGCUAUUGAGAAUGAAGCCACUUUGGCUUACGCCUGUGAAGACUCAUCAGGUCAUCAGUAUCUCUUAGAGCUUUACAAAGGAAACUGGACCUGUUCUAUAUUUUUACUGCUCUACAUGUCAGAGGGAAAUAUUGUUCUUUUUACUGCACUACAUUAAUCUGACAGCUGUAUCUACUAGUUACUCUAAAGAUUAAAAUACUACCUUAAAACUCAUGAUAGAUUUCAUUAUUAUGGAAUAAAAUAAACGUUUUUUCCAGCAGCAAGGAUCAUGUGUCACGUUUCAAACGUCUAUGAGUUUGAGAGUUGGAGGUUUUCUUCAAACUAUUCAGAUGGUUCAAAAACUGAAAACAGAUUAGUUUAGAAGUUUGUUUUUUCUUCUCACGACCCCUCAGACUCAUGCUGUGACCCCUCCCGACCCCUAGGUUUUGAAUCUGGGUUACCGAACAGUAACAGUAAAAUGUUACAUACUGAUGCGUCAGUUUUAAGAAUUUAAUAAUUUUUUUUACAUUGUAGUACUGAUACUUUUACUUGUGUAAA
This is a messenger RNA of Seriola aureovittata, 2262 nucleotides long. Its product is annotated as taste receptor type 2 member 40. Gene Ontology annotation, cellular component: membrane. The record is from RefSeq and is a predicted model, not a curated record. Gene Ontology annotation, molecular function: G protein-coupled receptor activity. NCBI's taxonomy places the organism in Eukaryota, Metazoa, Chordata, Actinopteri, Carangiformes, Carangidae. Gene Ontology annotation, biological process: sensory perception of taste; G protein-coupled receptor signaling pathway.